CAAAAAUUUUGGUUUGGCGAUGAGAAGUUAGAACAGCUGCUUGAGUGCUGGUCUGCAGGCGUAGAAUCUUGAACCGGCUCGUCCAGCUAGCCAUGCCGUCAGUUGGCCCUGCAAAGGGCAAGCCCAAGGGGCAGCUAAAAAAACGACACCAGGAAGUCGAGGGGGCAGCCUCAGACUCGGAAGCAAGUUCACCAGCAGCAUCCGAAGGUGCAAGGGCAAGCGCCAGCGCGCCAAGUGCAAAUGCAAGUGUCGCUUCAGAAUCAGACACGGAUGCGGAUGCGGAUUCCGACUCGCUGGACAGCGUCAGCCCCAGGAAGCGGCGUCGCACCUCUCCUGCGGCGGAUGACGAUGCAGAUGCCGAUGCCGAGCCGCAGCCCAGGAUCUUCAAGUCUGCCUUCAAUGUGCCGUCGCGCAUCAAACGCAAUCACCAGGCCGCAAACGCGGCCGAGACCGGCCGGCCCAGCAACCCGGAGCCCCAGCCCAAGGCUGAGCCAGCGCCCCGGGUUACGGCCCCUUUGGAUGCCAAUACCACCUUCGAGUCGCUGGGCGUCCGGCCAUGGCUGGUGCAGUCUCUAGCCAACAUGGCCAUCAAGCGCCCAACCGCGAUUCAGAGGGAGAGCAUCCCGAUGCUGCUCAAGGGGAGAGACUGCAUCGGCGGCAGCAGGACUGGUUCGGGUAAGACGGUGGCCUUCUCGGUGCCCAUCCUACAAAAAUGGGCCGAGAACCCGUCGGCCAUCUUCGGCGUCAUCCUUACCCCGACCCGAGAGCUUGCGCUCCAAAUCUACGAGCAGAUCAAGGCCAUCUCAUCGCCACACUCGCUCAAGGCCAUCCUGGUCACGGGCGGCUCAGACAUGCGGUCGCAGGCCAUCGCCCUGGCCCAGCGGCCGCACAUCGUCAUUGCCACUCCCGGCCGCCUGGCCGACCACAUCCGCACAUCGGGCGAAGACACCGUGUGCGGGCUCCGGCGCGUCCGCUUCGUGGUGCUCGACGAAGCCGACCGACUGCUGGCGGCCAACGGGCCGGGAAGCAUGCUCCCGGACGUGGAAGAGUGCCUGGGGGCGCUGCCGCCGCCAGCCGAGCGGCAGACCCUCCUCUUCACGGCCACCAUCACCCCCGAGGUGAUGGCGCUCAAGAGCAUGCCGCGCCAGCCCGGCCGGGACCCGGUCUUCGUGUGCGAAGUCGACACGGAGAACCUCGCCAUCCCGCCCACCCUCAACCAGAUGCACCUCCAGGUGCCCGUCACCCACCGCGAGCACUACCUGCACAUGUUCCUGCUCACGCCCGCCAACGUGGACAAGUCGGUCAUCAUCUUUUGCAACCGGACGUCGACCGCCGACUUCCUGCAUCACCUCCUCCGCCUGCUUGACCACCGCGUGACGGCGCUGCACUCCAAGCUGCCGCAGCGGCAGCGCAUCGACAACCUCGCGCGCUUCCGCGCCUCGGCGGCCCGCAUCCUGGUGGCCACCGACGUCGCCGCCCGCGGCCUCGACAUCCCCGAGGUGAAGCUGGUCAUCAACUACGACAUCCCGCGCGACCCCGACGACUACAUCCACCGCGUCGGCCGGACGGCGCGCGCCGGGCGCAAGGGCGACGCUGUGACGUUCGUCGGCCAGCGCGACGUCGAUCUCGUGCUCGCCAUCGAGAAGCGCGUGGGCCGGCAGAUGGAGGCCUGGCAGGAGGAGGGCGUCAACCUGGAGACGAGGGUGAUAAGGGACGCGUUGAAGUUGGUGGGCGAGAAGAAGCGGGAGGCGCUGUUGGAGGUGGAGGAGCAGAGGGAGGUCGGCGGGAAGAGGAAGAGGGGGAAGCAGAAGCUGAGGGCGACUUAGCGGGCUGGGUGUCGCUGACGGACGGGUUUGAGACGAGGCGUUGCUCCCGAGUCCUGCUCUUUGGCCGGCUCCUCAUACAGCCUCAGCACCCUCACCGCAUUCCCUCCCAUCACCAGCGCCGCCUCCUCACUCCCCUUCCCCAACGCCCUGUUUACAGCCUCCACAUUCAACCGCACGCUUUCCCACUCCCCCUCCUCCUGCCCCUGUUCUU
Messenger RNA from Thermothielavioides terrestris NRRL 8126, 2037 nucleotides. RefSeq lists its product as uncharacterized. Lineage: Eukaryota; Fungi; Ascomycota; Sordariomycetes; Sordariales; Chaetomiaceae. Gene Ontology annotation, molecular function: RNA helicase activity; nucleic acid binding; ATP binding. The transcript is spliced from 3 exons. Bases 93 to 1826 code for a protein of 577 amino acids. The record is from RefSeq and is a predicted model, not a curated record.